AUGCCUUUCAACAUCGUACUACUAAAAAAACGUAGUGGAACUUCAUUCUUCGGAAAACAUCGUAUUCGAGAAAUUUUAUUUCUUGCAUAUUAUUGGAUUUGGCCUUUCUACGUGCGUUGUUGAGUCUCAAAUGCUAAAUCAGACGUCCUCCGACCCCAUGAGCGCUGCGUUGUGUUUCAAGCGAAGACAUCAUUUUCCUCUACCCUCACUCGUCAUAGAGUUUAUUGCUACACGUUUCCUUUGUCGAACUAGAACUAGAAGGCCAGAAGAGAUUUAUCACACAUUUCCUAGUUUCCCUUCUAGCGGAGAUCAAGCCAUGUCCUCCCUUCCCAGCGACGUGUGCUGGUUUUGCCAGAAGAAGAUUCCGCUGCUCGCGCAGGCCCAGAAGUGCCGUUGCGGCGGCGUGUUUUGUAUCAAAUGUAAAAAUGUCUGGGUCUGGAAACUUGUGAUGCUGGGUGGCGUCUCAUGAUGAGGCCACAAAUGCUGGCUCAGCAUGACAAGUUUCUGAGCUUCUAGGUGUUGCCUAUUCUGCAUGACAAACUGCGUCUCUGCAUCACAGAAAAAUGGAGCUCUUGGGUAACGUGCAUGACAGAUUUAAGAGUCACGCCAGACAAGCAUGACAAACAUGCAUUCUUCCAGACCCAGACAUUUUUGCACUUGAUAUUUUGCGACAAGCACCGGGCUGCGGAGAAGCACGAGUGCAAGUUUGACUACAAAGUAUCCCAAGAAGAAACUGUUUCACUGUGAUGAUUUUGCAAGAUCUGCAUCACAAGUUUGUUACACAUGACACUGAAAAUUUGUUAUGUGUGCUUCCCAAGGGAAAAGACGCUUGAAAAUCCAAUGUCUUCCAGGUGUAGCAAGACAAAUAGUUCUGCGUUCCAUUUUCUGCAUCACAAGUUCGCAGUGAAACAGCUUUUUCUUGCGAUACAAAGGCGAGCAGGCCUAUAAUCUGCGCACGCAGAACCCGCAGGUGUACCGGGCGGCGACGAAGUAUGGGAGUGUCAGGAUUGAAAUCGUCAAAGGUGAAAUGGUUUGUCACGUAUAAAAGCGAUACCAGUCGCAAGCCCACUUGUCAAGCGGCGCAUGACAAAUUUUCCGAGCACCGGAAUCCAAUUCGUCGCGCUGUUUGGGCACAGAGGUGGACUGCUGUUGUCCUGCUACUUUCGCAGCUCUAUUUCAAACCCUAAACAGGCUCACAAUGGAGGGCCUCACUUGCCAUCCCGGCAAGACAGGCACUUCGUGCCUUGCAUCUUAUACAUGACAAAUCAUUUCAGUUUUGUCGACUUCAAGCCUGGCGCUUCCAUACGAAGGUGUUCAAUGCCGCGGAAUGGAACCGGGAGUACUUCAAGCACCACCCGCCACGAUCCGUGUACGGGGCCUUUCACACCAUCGGGUUUCUCACGUUUUGCUAUUUUCUUUUAGUCCGCGGGAUCACCUACAAUCUCCUCUUCGCCACGCCCGCGUCCGAACUCUUCCCCGACCCGCUCUCCUGGGGCCCCACCGCAUCUAGUACAUCCUCGGCAAACGCGUCAGGAGUUGUGCCUGCGAAUAAAGUGGACCUGAACAACCCGGACACAUUCGAAGACCUGUUUGAAGAGGCGCCGAAUAAACAGGCGAAGAACAAGAAGAAGCCGCCUGCGCCCCUGCUGGUUUUAUUCCGGGAACUGGUCUACGGAAUCGUGUUUGGCUACCUCUUGGCGCACACCGCCCCGCACUUGUGGGAGCGAUUUGUGGACCGGAAGCCGGUCCCGAGCCACCCGCUGUGUGGGGGAAAGUGCAGGUUUUGCUUUUUCAGUUGGGACGUUUUUACCAGCCCAAAAUUGGCCGCGGGCGCGGAAUACGAAAUGUUGAAGGAUCUGGUGCUGUUUUACGUGAUCACACAGGGAAAGACAAAUUGUUUGUCCUACCUCUACACCGCGCCGGAUCGGUCUACGGGGACCAUCUACACGACCGUGAAAAACAAACUGACUGAGCUGUCGAACAGGCGCUGAGCUGCUCAUUUUUGUGAUUUCGGAUUGGCAUGCAGUUGUGCUAUUUCUUCUUCUUCACGCUGAAGUUGUUGUCAAAGAAGUGCUAAUAUUUUUCGCAUCGACUUCAUACGCGAAUAACGCGAGGGCAACCGAUAUAAUCUGUGAACUACUUGACCUCCUGGAGACUAGUUGUGCUCUUCACGAUAGUUGUUCCCCCCUCGCAGGCAAAGGUAAGUGAAGCUUUGCGUGCGUCGGGUU
Messenger RNA from Amoebophrya sp. A120, 2228 nucleotides. NCBI's taxonomy places the organism in Eukaryota, Dinophyceae, Syndiniales, Amoebophryaceae. The record is from the annotation of a GenBank genome assembly.